AUCUGUUUUAGAGCCUCUAACCCACUCACAAUGUUAACUCUGAGUUGUAUCUGUGCUUUACUGGCCUGUAUUGCAGGUGUCGACGCCCAGCCUGUCUUGACUCAGACAUCGUCAGUGUCGGUUUCACCAGGGCAGAGUGCCCAGAUCCUCUGUACCAUGAGCGAUGGUUAUGUCAUUACUGGUUACUGGGUAAACUGGUACCAGCAGAAACAUGGAAGCACCCCGAGAUAUCUUCUACGCUACAAAUCCAACUCUGAAAAGGACUCUGCAGCUCCUGAUCGCUUUUUUGCAUCUAAAGACACUGCUGGCAAUGCCUGUCAUUUAACCAUCUCCAGUGUAGAAGCAGAUGACUAUGCUGAUUAUUACUGUGGAACUCCGUCCUCACCUUCUUUGAGUUUACUGGGACCGUCCUCUGAUGAGCUGCAAGAGAAACGGGCCACAUUGGUGUGCCUGGUUCAGCAUUUCUUCCCAUAUGCACUGAGCGUGUCUUGGAAGGUGGACGGGAGCGUAACUGCCGCCGGAGUCAAGACUGGGAAGCCGCAGCAGCGCGCUGACAACAGCUUCGAUAUGAGCAGCUACCUCAUUCUGUCCGAGUCGGAGUGGAUCAAACACAAGAACUUCGCCUGUGAAGUCACACACCAGACGCUGUCCACCCCCGCCAGCAAAUCCUUCAACAAAUCCGACUGCUUUUAAUAAACAAGUCGAUUCGGGGCUCCGAGUCGUGGUUUCGUUUGUUUAAUUGCCAUAAUGUUUUUUGUUUGUUUGUUUCUGUUUUUGUUUUGUUUGGCGUUAAUAUUAUAUUAAGAGACGUUGCUAUUAAUUCCUUAAAGGUAUUCAAUUUAACCGAAUGCGUUUCAAAGUUUUUGAUUUGAGCACAGUAUAAUCAAUGCCACAAAAAAAAAAAAAUAAUAAUGCAGAUUUUAGAUUAAACAAAUAACAAAUGUAAUUAAAAUAUGAACUGUUUUUGUCAGCUCCAUUGAGAC
This is a messenger RNA of Polyodon spathula (Mississippi paddlefish), 983 nucleotides long. Its product is annotated as immunoglobulin lambda-1 light chain-like. The record is from RefSeq and is a predicted model, not a curated record. Lineage: Eukaryota; Metazoa; Chordata; Actinopteri; Acipenseriformes; Polyodontidae. Gene Ontology annotation, biological process: immunoglobulin production; immune response. The coding region runs from base 31 to 693 and encodes 220 amino acids. The transcript is spliced from 3 exons.